AUGCAUCAACCUAUAAUUCCUGGGUUACCGGACGACCUGGCCUUGCGGUGUCUGGCAAAGGUAUCCCAUGGAUACCACGGACUGCUUGAAGCUGUCUCCAAGAGCUGGAGGGAUAUAAUUCGCAGCUCUGAUUAUGCCCACUAUAAAGCAAAACAAGGAUGUUCUGGUGAUUGGUUGUUUGUUCUUACUGAGCAGUCUAACAACCAAUGGGUUGCCUUCGAUCCUGAAGCUGAUCGGUGGCAUCCCUUGCCAAAGGUUUCUGGGGAUUGUGCUGGCCGGCAGCAUUUUGGAUUUUCCUGUGUUUGUGUUUAUAAUCGACUCUUAGUCAUUGGCGGCUCCUAUGCACCACUGGAUUCAUCAGUUCCCAUCCAAAGACCUUUAAUAACAGAUAACGUUCUCCAGUUUGAUCCAUUUAAGAAACAGUGGACUAGUGUGGCAAGAAUGCAAACACCCCGUUCUCACUUUGCUUGCAGUGUUAUCUCCGGUAAGGUUUAUGUUGCUGGUGGGCGCAACUUAUCUUGCACCAAGGGGCUUGCGCUUGCUGAGGUUUACGAUCCUUUAACAGACAAAUGGGAGGAAUUGCCGCCAAUGCCGACUCCAUUGAUGGACUGCCUAGGAUUAUCACAUAAAGGCAAAUUUCAUGUUUUGAGUGACCAGGUUGGCCUGUCAGAGACAAACAUAACUCAAGUGUUCAAUCCAUCCAUUAAUUCAUGGUGCACAAUGGAGGACAUCUGGCCUUUCUCAAGGGCAAUGCAAUUUGCAGUUCAAGUCAUGUGCGAUGGAAGAGUAUACACAGUUGUUGAUUGGGGUGAGAGCUUGAUUAAAACAAGGGAGUCUGAAGGAGGAGAGUGGUACACUGUUGGUUCAGUACCUUCAGUCAUUCUUGCCAACCACAUGCGGGCAUUGGAGGCCUUUAGUUAUGGUUUUGCUUCCCUAAGAGAUGAACUAUAUAUUUUGGGUGGAAAGGUUCUCAAGUGGGAAGAGGUAGGAGCUGGAAGGUUUGACAUUGUGAGAUUAGAUCUGGUGAGGGUUUGCAAUCCAGUAGCUAGGCCUUUAAAAUGGAAGGAAACUAGGCCAAUGUGUGAGCCAGCAUGUGGCUCUAUUCUAGGAUGUGCAUCCCUGGAAGAGGAAACUGGACUUGAUGGUGCACUUGUUAUGGCCAAUGCAGUCGCUGUUGAUAUUGCAUGGGUCACUAUACAAAGAAGUUAUCACCUGCAAAAAAUACUGGUGUUCUCUGAAACCAUAUAUUCCAAGAGAAAGGAGCCAGUGAAUUCUGAUAUGGCAAUUGCAACUUUUGCUAUGCGCGGGAACCGCGACUAUCGAUGGGAUCCUCACAGGCGUCACCAAAAUGUAGAAGCGUCUGACUUAAUCCCACCGCAGCCUCAACCUCUGCAAGAUUGGAAUACUAAUAAAAAUGUCAGUUAUAAAGCAGCAGCAGCAACAUUUGCAUUUCCAUAUGCAUAUGCUCGUCGUACACCAUCGUUAAUGGUGGGCCUAACUCUUAUAAAUGAAGCUGCUUCCAAGGGAGCUGUCUCCACCAAGCAUAUCGAAUCAGCUGUGAUUUUGAUCAUCAUGAUCAACUACAAACUAAGCAAAUCUGAUACUAUGGAUGCUUUCGUCCAGUCUGCCUCGACGGCUCUUUACCAGGAUACCACCUCCACCGAGGAUAUGGAUCAGGGGCAAACAGUUGGCUCAUUCAGUUGGAGAGUCAAGGUUCGUUACUGCGAUGGUGGAUCUUUCAGCGGAGACAGUCAAAAUGAGGCAGCACAACUAUAUUUUCGAGGACAAAGAAUCUGGUCAAUUGUAAUGGAAGAUUUGAUGUCGAAAGGAAUGCGCUAUGCUAAUCAGGCUCUUCUGUCUGGAUGUUCAGCUGGGGCUUUAGCAUCUAUACUACAUUGUGACGAAUUCCGGCAGUUAUUUCCAAAAACUACCAGAGUCAAGUGCCUCAGUGAUGCUGGUUUAUUCCUUGACGUGUAA
This is a messenger RNA of Dovyalis caffra, 1977 nucleotides long. The record is from the annotation of a GenBank genome assembly. Lineage: Eukaryota; Viridiplantae; Streptophyta; Magnoliopsida; Malpighiales; Salicaceae.